UGGAAGGUGAUGACGAAAUUACAUUGCGCAUUUGUUGUAACAUAUUUCCUCGAAGAAACGACAGAAAAGAUCCAGGAAUUCUUAAUUAUUUAAAAUAUAUAGCACAAAAAUGAAGCUAGUAAAUAGAGAAAUUGACAAAAACGGCACUGGGUCUGUUACCUUGAUAGCAGAGGAAGCUGAAGACAUGUGGCAUGCCUACAAUUUGGUCCAAGUAGGAGACGCUCUAAAAUCUACCACCAUAAGGAAGGUACAGAAUGAGACUGCAACUGGCAGCGUGAGUGUUCAUAAAGUUCGGACCACACUCACCAUUCGGGUGGAAACCAUCGACUACGACACACAGGCCUGUGUUCUCCGGGUCAAAGGUCGAAACAUCCGAGAGAAUCAGUAUGUGAAGAUGGGGGCGUAUCAUACACUUGACUUGGAGCAGAACCGUCCAUUUACCCUUGGAAAACACGAGUGGGACAGCGUGUGUCUGGAAAGAAUUGAUAAUGCAUGUGAUGUGACACAGCACGCCGACGUGGCUGCGGUCGUGAUGCAGGAGGGGAUCGCUCACGUGUGUCUCGUCACGUCAAGCAUGACCCUAGUCCGGGCCAAGAUCGAAACCAACAUUCCGAGGAAACGCAAGGGCAUGUGUGAUCAACACAUGAAGGGACUGCAUAGGUUUUAUGAUCAGAUUAUUCAAGCUAUUUUGCGGCAUGUUAAUUUUGACAUUGUCAAGUGUGCAAUUAUUGCAAGUCCUGGAUUUGUGAAGGAUCAGUUUGCAGACUACAUGUUUCAACAGGCUGUGAAACUUGAUCAGAAAAUGCUCACGGACAACAGGUCAAAGUUCAUUCUUGUCCAUUCAUCGUCAGGAUUUAAACACUCGCUGAAAGAGGUUUUAUGUGAUCCAUCUCUGACGUCGAAACUAGCGGACACUAAAGCUGCUGGGGAAGUUAAAGCUCUUGAUGAUUUCUAUCAGAUGCUACAGUUUGACCCUGAUAGGGCAUAUUAUGGCGUGAGACAUGUUGAAAAAGCUGCUGAACUUCAGGCCAUUGUCACGUUACUAAUAUCCGAUGAACUUUUUAGAUCGAAAGACCUGACAGAAAGAAAGAGGUAUGUUCGAUUGGUGGACACAGUUCGAGAGAAUGGUGGCGAUGUUAAGAUAUUUUCCAGUCUGCACGUAUCGGGAGAACAGCUGGGUCAGUUGUCUGGUGUGUGCGCCAUCCUGCGGUUCCCCAUGCAAGAUACCGAGGACUCGGAUGAAGACUGAGUUGACGAAUAUAAUGGAAGUAUUUAAACACCUUCAGGGACAAAUCCAUUCAGAACUUGGUAAACCAUGUCUGAACUAUUAAACGAUGCCAAACAACAUUUUAUCUCUCAAGCGACAUCCAGUGACAGCAAUACGUAACGUGGAGUAGUAGACCUCAAUGUAAACAGAAUGAAGGGAUGAUUACUUGGUGUCCUAGCUCAGACUAUGUAGAGCAUUGAAGAUGUUACGUAUUGAGCAUUGGCAUUUAAUCCUUUUGUAGUACUCUUUUCACUUUACAGACAGACAGACAACAGUUUAUUAAUCUCAUAUUAUGUACACAAUAAUAAAAUGUAAUUUAAAAUACAGCAUAAAAGUACGUACGCCAUUCUUUACAGGAACUACAAGACUAUCAAUAAAUAAAAAUAUAAAAAUGAAAGUUAAGAAAUACAAAUUGCAGUUGAAUUGAAAGUGUAUAAAUAUAUUUUUGAAAACUGUUAAAAUAUUUGUGGACCUAUGGCUAUCAUGGACUAUUUUAUAUCUACAAAAUUAAUAAAGGCUGAUUUAAGAAAUUUAUUAAACUGAAUAAUACAGUUAAAAAAUUUCAAAAUGUGUUUUGUGAACUAUGAAAACAUUUUGAAUUGAUUUCAAUCCCCAGCUGUGUUCAGAGUAUGGUGUACAAACUGUGCUGUAUUCUAAUAUUGUGCAGGAAUACUUUGGCAUCCAAAGAGGCAUUAAAACAAGAAUACAUUGUUGAACGUGCGUUUAGAUUACGCAGAUGACAGAAGUGAUGAUGAGCAUGAACUGAUCUGAAUCCAGUUUUAUUUGCUACUAUAUUCAUACAACAUUUAAACAAAGUCAAAUGCUGCUAAUGAAAAACAAUGUAGCAAAAAGUAACAAAUGUUUGACAUCCAUUUGCCGAUGAUUAAUAAAUCAAACUUUAACUGUUUCUCCAACCACAUCUCACAAUCACAUGACACAAUUUAUUACAUACAACAUUCUCAUAACACAGUGUCACCAUGAGUUGCAGUUGGAUUGGGAAAUAUUUCUGCAUGCAACUACAGCCUUGUAUUAUGGCUCCUUGAUGCAGUGUAGCAUGACGUGUGUAUUUAUUACAAAGUGAUUUUGUCAGUGGAUGAGUGUUAAUAAUUGUUACGUUUGUUGACAGUGAUAAAUGAUGUUUUAAUGUGCAAUGAUUCAUUUAUUUAUUGAUAACUAGGUGUCUUAAGCAUCAUAUUGUUAUAUAACAUUUGAAAUAAAUAUGUUUUUGCAUGUGGAAGCUUAGAUUAGUGUUUGGAGGCUACAUAACAAAAAUGCCAAGACAGAAAAACAAAUCAAAACAGGUCUGCAUUCUGCGUAAAAAAUAGUAAAUAAAUAAAUUAAUAAACAAAUUGGUACUGGUGUACCAAAUAUAAUUCUGACUGAAAUCUGCAUGAGCUGUUUAAAUACAUGUAUAAUUUGGGCAAAUCCCCAGGAGCUAAUUUCCCAAUUUGUACACAAACCUCUUUAAAUAAUUGAUUAAUUAUUUUAUGUUGAAGCAGGGAAUAUAAAUUUGGUGUUUAAUAGUUAAAGUGCCUUAAUUUAACUUUCAUAAUCCCUUGACAUAUGUAUCACUGUAUGUUUCUCUUUUUAAAAAAUGUUUUUAUUGAAUUGCUCAUGUAGAUUUGAGUUUUUAUAAAUGUGAUCAAUGCUAAUGGAUUAUUACAAUGCACAGUUGACUUGUGAAUAAUUCACUGAAUAGGCAUGUUGGUUAAUAGUAUACCUGCACGCAGACACACACACAAAUAUGCUCGCCCAACAUCAAUCUAAUUAAAAUUAGCUCCACUAUUACAUGUGGAUCUAACAGCAGCCGGUUGGAGCUCAUGUCCAGUUGACCUUUCAUUCGACCAA
Messenger RNA from Gigantopelta aegis, 3115 nucleotides. RefSeq names its product protein pelota-like. The transcript has 12 exons. The record is from RefSeq and is a predicted model, not a curated record. Gene Ontology annotation, cellular component: cytoplasm. The coding region runs from base 110 to 1249 and encodes 379 amino acids. Gene Ontology annotation, biological process: nuclear-transcribed mRNA catabolic process, non-stop decay; nuclear-transcribed mRNA catabolic process, no-go decay; nonfunctional rRNA decay. Lineage: Eukaryota; Metazoa; Mollusca; Gastropoda; Neomphalida; Peltospiridae.